UUGUCUGACAAUCGCUGUUCAUACACGCGCGUUUGUGCAGGGAUUCGACGUAUGGAUAUCGUGGUUACGAUGUGCACCUAUGUUCAUAGUGAGAGAUAUAAGUGAAUAUUUUGUGACUUAGUGGUAAGGCCAGGUUGUUGCUGUAGGUCUGUGAAAAGAGGUUAUGUGCAUGCGGAAGUUUUCGUUUAGUAACUUGACUUCAUUUCUGCUCUCCCCACACCAGAAGUUUGUGUUUAUGGUUACCAUUAAUCAAGUUACUGUGUUUCUGCUGAACGACAGUACAAUUUGACGGGUUCAGAUGAUUAAUAAACUGUGCCAUCGGGGACGGAUGUAAUCAAUACCGAAGACAAUUUCAAUUGAGUGUGAUGUGGAUUAAAAUAUUUUAUUGAGUUCUAAUUUGUGGAAUCGAAAGAAGCUGAAUUAGUAGGAAUUUAUUUUUGUGUGUGACGAUAAUUAUUGAGUUACUGGAGUUAUAAUUUGUUGUAUUAUUUAUGAGUUUUUAAUCCGAGUUACGGAUUUUAAUUUUAAUUAAUGUUUUGAAGAUAAUAUAGAACGUAUAGGACUCAGAUUCGAGAUUUUUUUUUUACAGAGAUAAUACAGUGAACUGAAUAUGCUACAGGUGUUCGAUAAUCUAAGUGUGUACUCCGAUGACAGGAACCGUUAUCAUCCUGACUGAUAUAUACCAGUACUCGUUUAAUAUAACAAAAACAUAUUCAUGUCUCCUAAAAGCGGCGGUUCUGAUGAAGUUGUGACUGCUUUUCUCCUUUGCUAUUUCCGUCAAGCAUCUAUAAAAAUGUAGAACAGUCACGUUGUUAAGUGCUACCUUCGAUGCAACAAGAUAACUGCGUGCUUACGCUUCAGUGCCUUACAUUUUAUAUUUUUGUUUUGUUUUUGUCAACAGAGUGUAACGUGAUGUAAACGUCAACAUUAAAUUAUGUAUGCCGAAAACAAAGUGAUAUAUGUCUGUGCGUGUGUGAGGUGUUACAUGGGGUUGUUCUGUGAAAUAGUAGUUUAGCACAAUAUGAGAUUAUUGCCUGUGAUGGUUCAUGGGAUGGCGGUCGAGAUGUCCAUCACUUGAUGUCGUUACUACAUUGGAUCGCUGUCAGUAAUUAAGCCCAGUGUUGAUAUAUCAGUGCAGAAUGGCGAGAUCACAUAGUGAAUGGUUUAAUGGGCUGAUGUGUGGUGAUAAUGUUUGGUGUGAAUCGUGAUUAACCCAGAAAUUGAUUGGAUUACUCAAGAAAGAUGUCUGGAUAUUAUGACGGUCCAGCCAACCCGCUGCUCAAAGGGACUUUGUCCAGCGUGGAGCGCGACCGACUCCGGGAGCGGGAAAGACAGGCUCGCGCGCAGAUGUCAUCUCAAGCCGAGCGUGAAGCCGAGAAUCUGGGGGCGCCAUUCUUCGGGCCGCCUGUCAGGGUGCUCCCCUCAGCUGCUGACAAAGUAACCCGGCAGAUACAGAGUAAGUUGGGCGACUAUGAUGCGGUGCAGCAGAUCCUGGAAGAUGAUUCCAAACGCUUGAUUGGAAUUGAUGGUGUCCCUCCCAGCCCUGCACCUGGGGGCACCCAUGCUUUCUUCUCAGCUGCCAGUACACGACUGCAGCAAACUCCGGAAUUCAAGAAGCCAUCUUCACAUCAGCAUGGCAGUGUUGUGAGUAACGGGAGGGUGAACAAUCAUUACCAUCCUCACAGUGCUCCUCGAGGUGGGUUUGUGAAGCCUGCAGAUGGGAAACCGCCUCAUGGGGGUAGGGGCGGAUAUCCUGGACAACCUGUGAAGCAUGGUGGAGGCAGCAAUGAUCAUCGGUCCAAUGGUGGCAUUGUACCACCAAAAGGACCGCCUCAAGGUGGAGGUGGUAGCAGUAAUAGCAGAGUGCAGCAAGUUGCGAGGACUCUUCCAAGAUUAAAUGUUAACCAGAUGUCAGGGCUGGGACAAAGGGAGUCAUCACAUCUGGGUAGUGCUGGACAGCCUGAAGUUGAAUUCAUUCUGAAGGAAAUGACAGAAGUGAUGGAGAUGACCCCUAUCACUGGUAUAGCGACCCCAAGGAAGGAGACUGAAAGCAAGUUUAUAUUCAAUCCUGUUCUUCAGUUGCCGGAGUAUGCCAUGCCACCGACCCGCCAUGCAGACUACAGUAAAACCCAACGGAGCAGCCAACCGCAAUCUCAGAUUCCAACGGACGUGGUACCAGAUCCACUCUCCGACCUGAUCAUCUCAGAUGACAGUGAUGACGAAAAGGUGGUGCUCAACCCCGAGUCCAAGCUCCAUGGAUCCUCGAACCAAAUGGACGAGCCAAGAGGUGGUCCUUGUGCUGCUGCAAUAUUGACCGCUAGUCCAACCCCUGGCACACUAAGUAUUGGCAGUAGACCUACUGAGCCUGUGGCACCCAUGUCCCCGGUGGGUCCUCCCCAAUCUUCAGGGGCUUGCAGCUCAUCCAGCGAGGACGACUCUGAUUCUGAAUCAGACAGUGAGUCAAGCAGUGAAGAAUCGGGGGAUGAGGCGUCUCAUGAACCUGUGGAUUCUGCAAGGGGCACCACUGCCCCACAAGCUCAUUUGUCUCCACAAACUAUGGAGCCAAUGGAAGAGACAAAGCCUCAAGAUAGAUGGAACUUGGAAAGGUUUCUUAAAAGAGAAACACAGUCUCUUGGAGGAGAGCAGCCAGUAGAAAGUGAACAUUCAACACUUUGUAAGCUGGAAUUUGUGAAACAGGAGCCUUCCUCAGCAGCAGUAACCACUGCAGUUCCUAGCAGUCUACCAGAGUCAAACCCACAACAGCCUGCAGUUGGGACCAAAGUGAAAAUAGCGAGUGGUGCAGUAUCAGAUGGCAGUGACUCCAACAAAGAGCUGGACAAUGUAGUUGAGGCUCUUCAGCGCCCUCCUCUUCCACUCUUGUCUAGUCUCUCUGAAUCCGAUUCUGCAGACAGCGCUAAGAAGAAACCAGUGCUCACCGAUACAAGAUCAAGACGGAAACGUCCAACUCUACCCACCCGGGCACCAGAGCUGUCGAGUGACAGUGACAGUGAAAGUGUGAUGAUCAUCAGGGAAAAAACCAGGCCGGCCAACCGAAACAAGACACGUCCUAAGAAGGAACCAAGGACCCCAAGUACAUCAGAUGAAGAGCUGCAGUCUCCAAAACAACCAACUGUAAAGCAGCGAAACAGUAACAGUCACAGUGUUAGGUCAAAACCCUCUCCAUCUCCAGCCCGAUCUGUGGGUAAGGUAGAUGAUCAAAGGAAGAAACAUGGGGAAAGGACUCCAAAACAAACUCCCAACAGGGCUCAAAAGCAGACUCCUAACAGGACUGUGAAACAAACUCCCAGUGUAAGUAGUGAUGUGAGGAAGCCUCCACCUCCAUCACCUAGUGAAUCAGAAGACGAGGAAGCCGUAGUGCCUCAAGGAAGAGGCCAGUCUUCUUCUAGUACAUCAGAUGGUGAAAUUAAGGAUUCUAAACCAUCAGUGAAUGUAAGACCCAAACCACCCCUCUCGGCACCAAGUGGAUCAGAUGAUGAUUCAGAUGGAGGUAAACAAGGUUCAGGAGCAGUUACCAAGCAUGCCAAUGCUCACAGCCGCUCUGAAGAUGAAACUGCGAGUGUUAAACCAAGAGACCAGCAUGCAGCCAGCAGAGAAACUUUCAGUGUAAGGGAAAAACUGCUGUUAAGCCCAUCAGAUGAGGAAGGUGAAGUUGAUAGGAGGAGGGGAAAUGUUUCAACAAGCAGGCCAAAACUUCACUCUCCUUUGCCUCUUAGCGGGUCUGAGGAAAGGGAUGGUGAGUGGACAAGGAAGAACAGCAAAGUUCAGGGCAAUGUUAAGAAGGCUGGUAGAGGUAGAAAUAAGGCAAGACCUGGUGGAAUGCCAGCACAAGAAGAAAAGAAAGCUACUGUUCCAAAGAAGGAGAAGGGUCCAAAAGGUUCUGCCACCAGGAAAAGGACUAAGGAAGACGUUACAAGUGGUCCAAAGAAACAGUCUGGGCCUGGGAGGCCUUAUGCUAGGAGAGGUCAGAAAUCAAAGGCGAUGAAAAGUUGUUAUACCACAACAGAGUCGUCCUCAGAUAGUGAUUGUGAGAUAGACGUUGUAAACACAUCGUCGGAAAAGACUACAAGGUCUUUCAAAGCCAAGAGUCAGCGGAAUCACAGUCCCGAUUCCAGUUCUGACUCUGGCCAGGGCAGGAAGAAGUCAGCCAGUCUGUCUAAGAGGAAGCACUCCUCAGACAGUGACAGGGACAGUGACAGGUCUCGUAUUUUGUCCCGCCCACCUAUGUCGAAGGUAGAAGAGAGUCCUCCAAAGUUGGAUACAGAAGGCAAAGCCAUCCAAGACAAGAAGAAAAGUGAUACCUUGAGAAAACUUUUCGUUCCUACUAAGGGAGGUGCCAAAGGUGGGGCUAAAGGGGGAGCAAAAGGUGGUGCCAAAGGGGGUAUAUAUUGUGCCAGUGGGGGUGGGAAAGGUGCUGGUGCGAAGGGCAAGGGAGGAUCAAAAACUCCCGGUGUUCUUGUAGUGGAGUGCGAGUCAGAAAGGACGUCUUCUUCAGUGGAAGAUGAGGGUGUACCAACCCCAGUGAGCCCUUGUUUACUGUCCCCAUUAUCAGGUAAUGACACAGUAACAACAAACAAGCAAGGAAGUGCAGGUUUUGUUGUAAAUUCAAGUCCAGCGAAGACUGAUAAGUGCAGUACGACGUCUGGAAAGUCAGGUGCAAGAGCACAUAGUUCUGAAAAACCUUCACGGCGAAAGUCCGCAAAAAAAGAGUCUGAAAAACUGUCUAAACAUUCUGCAGCAGUCAAAGUCAGGCGUGAUACUUCGUCAAACAAGAAAACUGCACAAGACACACCAAAAGUGGAACUUCCUUCAAUUGUGUAUCGUUCUGAUGGAAUUCCAAGUAUUAUCUGUCGUUUGGAUCUGUCUAGACUAUCUCAAAUCCCAAUUCCAGGAGGCCCUGGUAAGAGACCUAGUGGGGGUGAAGACGUUAGGGUACGAACAGAAUUAGCAGAUACAAGGCAACAGGGUGGAAGUGACCCAGACCAUAGUAGGAAGGACAAAAAGCAGAGGACUCAGUCACCUACUUGCAAGGAGGGAGACAUAGUGAUACCAAAGUGUGAUAAAAAUAAGAACACAGAUAAAGUGGUACAGGAACAAGGUUGUGACAGUACGACAGUUAAUCAUGAGGCUUCCAAGAAGCAAAAGAAGAGGAAAGUUAGCAGAAAUACUGACAAUUCCAGCACCAAAAACCAACAGGAAAUCAGAGAUACUACACAGAUAGAAGGGAAUGUGAAACCUGCUGGUAAAUCCAAACAUCACAAAAAGAACAGCGAUAGUAAUGGGCAUAAACGUCAACGUGAACGCAAGCCAAGCGGCAGCUCUGUGUCUUCAUUGUCAACAGAAUGCAGCCGAGUAUCGUCACAAGGUGGCAGUGGCCAAAGGCACCGUGAAAGACAUAACCGUGAACAUGGUUCAAGCAAGCGACGUAAAGUUCAACAGCAGCAACCUGAGGAGUCCAGUGAACAUGCCACAUUAAGGUUAUCUAGUCAAAGCACAGUAGCUCUCAAAGAUGUGCCUCCAACAAAUCAUGAGCGAGAAGAUAACAGUGAUGAGAUGGUAGCUGCAGCUGGAAGCGAAUCGCCAGGUUGUUCUCGGCUGCACUAUUCUGAGGGUCCUCUGCUAAGUUACCCCAUACCUCCUGGACAUGGCUAUCCCAUGUCAGCCAUGAACUGGUCACAUGCUACACAGAAAGUGUACUUCUCUUAUUUUGAACGAGAAGAUGACGAUGCCUCGGAAGAUGAGGACAGGGAUCAGAACCAACAGAAUCAGUACCUGAAAGAAGCCAAGAGGUUGAAGCAUGGGGCUGACAGGGAAAAAGACCACACAGCACAGGGAAUGCAGUACCUAGAAGCUGUGCUAUUUUUCCUUCUCACCGGGAAUGCUAUGGAACAUGAGAGUUGCACUGAGAAAGCAGCUUUCACCAUGUACAAAGACACUCUGAGCCUCAUCAAGUACAUUUCUUCAAAGUUCCGAUCUCAACAGAACAAUUCUCCACAAGGCAGCAUAGAUAACAAACUAGAAGUUUUAAGUCUGCGAUGCCAGUCACUGUUGUACCUCAAAUUGUUCAAAAUGAGAAAACAUGAAGUAAAAGAAUAUCAGAAGGUUCUGGCUGAUUAUCAUCAGAAGGCGGCACAACCAACACCACUGCAGCCAGAACAGUGUGGUGGGCAGGUGGUGGGCGGGCAAGGUACUCCUUCCCCAAUGUCUCCUACUCCAUCCCCAGCAGGGUCUGUUGGAUCAGUAGGAAGUCAGUCAUCUGGGUACAACAGCGGUGAUGUGGCUGCAGGGAGAAUGGGUGGUACAGCAGGAGGCAACAGCAUGGGACAGCAGCCCCCGGCUGCCAACAUGGGCCCUUGUGUUGCUGUACCAUUGUUUGUACACUCAGCAAUGCAGAAGCAGAACCAGCACUUCACCUACCUGCUGUCAUGCCAUGAACUGUGGGAGCAAGCAGAUACGCUUGUUCACAAGGGCAAACACAAGUAUUUCUUCAUUCAGCUUGACCAGUGUUGUGGACCUCUUACGUUACAUAGUUCUCUGAACGACUUGGUGAAAUACGUAAGAUUUGGAAUUCAGAGGCUGAAGGACGCAUGCUGUGGUGAUGAGACUGUUCAACUUCAGUGAUGUGCCAAUGGACUGGACUGCAAUAAACUGUCUUGUGGUUUGUGACCACAGCGAAUGUCAAAUGUCAGUGGGCAAAUUGUAUAUAUUAUCCAUCCUUAUUUAACAGUUUGAUGAUAUGUUGACAUUCUGGACUCUUUGAGUCAAGCACUCUUCAGCAUAAGAUACAAAGCACUGGACCAUAUGCCAUGGAGUAAUGGCCUGAGAUGAAGGCAAUACAGUUAACUUGGUGAUCCUUCAUGGAGAUUCUGAAGUUGGUUGAACUCAACCUUUCAGCAGCUUCUAACUAUGGCAGUUCAUGAGUACCUUCAUGUGGAUCCCACUUGAGAACGCUAGUUCCAUCACACUGUAGGAUAAAGAACUCACAGUGACAAUGGAAGUCUAUAGACUCUCGUGGCAGUUUAUCGAGGCUUUAUUAUUUUUUUUAAUCAGUUUUGGGUGAUGUUACUGUGCUGUGGUGGGCUGGUAUAUAUAAGCGUUUGGAAGAGAUCAGAAAGCUGCCUUCACUCCAUGAUGGUGGUGGCUUUUUUGAAACAGCAGACCACUGCGCCAUAAAUGUGGCUUCAUCGUUCAUUACUGCUGCAAACCUUUACAGUAAUAACCUUUUCUGUUUGGUUCCAUUACAAAUAUAUCCAGUAGGAUCUUAUUUUAAUAUGUGUUUGUUUGGUUUCUCCAAAUUUUGAGGCAUCUUUUUAAUAUGAGCAUAUUAGCACCAAUAGCGUUGUAAUUACUGCCCAAGGUUGUGGUCAGUAAGUGAUAUUUUAAAGGCCUUUUCAGAAACAAAGACUUUGAUGGAAAGUGAGGGAGUUCAAUUAUAUUUUCUUUGACCAGCUCUAACAUGACAUUGAAAUAAGCGUUUUAUUAAGCUUCCCCCUGCCAAAACUUGGCCAGUGAAUAACAACAGCAUGGCCAGAACCAGUGUUCAAACUCCGCAGUAUAAGGAUGGAUACAUCAACUUCCUGCCAAGUUGCUAAGUAAGAGUGUUGCAUUCAAGCAUAAUGAACCUGUUGUAAUUCAGUGAGUAACUCUGAUGGAUAAGGAAGCAAUUCAGUUUUAUCCCAUGGUUCCAUUGUUUCUUAACCAUUAAUAUAAAACAGAGGAGCAAAUUUUUUAAUAAUAUUUUGCAAACUGGAUGUUUGUAGACUGUAAAGUAAGUACAUAUUAUUAUAAUAAUUAUUAUUAUUAUUAUAUAUAUAUGCAGAAGCCGUUCCUAUGUUUGUGCAGCUGGACAGGUACGGCUGUUAGAAUGCUGUAUAAAUAAAUAUCGAGUAGUUUAAUUUUCAGUAGGGGGAUUUUCUCACUAGCAACAAUACCAUAAAACAAGGGUUGUAUAUUUUUGUAUAUAUCAUAGUGUUGAGGUACUAUUGCUAUAAUUAAAACCAAUAUGAAGGUCAACGAGUAAGAAUGUCAAUAUGUGGAUAGUUAGACGGUAAUGUGUUGGGUAAGACAGUGUAAAGUAGCAUGUCUGAAUUGCAUUUGUUCAAAAGAUAGAAAAAAAAAUAUGAAACAAAAUUAUUUAUGUAUUUCUUUCUGUUCAUGUAACUUUUCUUUAAUUUUUGUUUCAAUCUACUUUAUAAAGUUUAAGGAGGUUCUUUGAUUACGUGAGCCCAUGAUAGCAUAAGCAUUUAGCCUGUAGUCAGUUCCAUAUAUUUUAAUUAUAAUGUUGUGAUUGCUCAGAUAUUGUACUGCAGUAUACCUUUUGCCAGUAGUGCAUGUUUUCCCUGUUUAUUAUUAUGGUUGAUACUGAUGUUAUGUUUUUGUGCAUAUGUAACUAAAGUAUUUAUUUGCCUCCUUUGUAAUUUAUCAUUUCAUACUGCAAGCUCAGAUGUGUUAUGGAAGAAAGUAAAUGAAUUCCCCAGAGGAUAGAAGUGGAAACUGACUGUGCCACAUUUGCUUUCAAGGGCUCUAUAUUGAGGUUUUGUUUUGUAGGACAUCCUUAAACCACAUGUUAACACUGCACACAUUGCCUGCACUGCUUGCAAUGCUUUCAUCCUGUUUGAGAAUGACCAUGCAGAAUACUUCACAUGGUUAUGGCAGUGUAUUACCAGUAUUUGAAAUGGUUUUUGUGUGUUGAGAGAAGUGUUUUACACAUUUAAUUCAUUCUGAAAACAUGUAAUACACUACUGUAGUAUAAUUCCAUUCAUUGUACCAUCUCCAUCCUCGCUGUUCGCAGUAAAUUUCCACAUGUCUACCAAUUCCAUUGUCAAGGUAGAUCUAGAAGUUGACAGAAACCUGUAUAGCAUCCAUGACACCAUAUUUAUAAUUUUGCAAAUGAAAUUACAUGCAUUGAAGGUUGUGGGAACCUGUAAAAAUGUAGACAGAGACACUGAUUGAAAGGCAAAUAAUACAUUAGUGGCAGAGGCUUGGUUAAUUGUUGGGUUCUUGGUUACAAAGCAGAUGACAAGUUCCCUUCGGUUCUACAUUUGUGGCCAGACAGAGACAAUCAGUAUUCAUGAAUUUCUGCUGUUUGUGUUUCCUGUUGGGAGACUUAUGAAAAGUAAAAUGGAGUAACAAGUUUAGAAAAGCAUAUUUCAGUUGAAAGUAAACACAUGAAGAUACACUCUUUGCACUUAUUAUCCCUCUUAUUGGAGAAAUGAUUUUCUGAUUUGGAAAUGUUUGUCUUCUCCAUCUUGUUCUACAUUCCA
Molecule: messenger RNA, 9281 nt
Organism: Cryptotermes secundus
Lineage: Eukaryota; Metazoa; Arthropoda; Insecta; Blattodea; Kalotermitidae
Gene: lilli
Product: AF4/FMR2 family member 4
Exons: 18
Coding region: 1243-6639 (1798 amino acids)
Biological process (GO): regulation of gene expression
Cellular component (GO): nucleus; super elongation complex
Source: RefSeq, a predicted model, not a curated record